This is a messenger RNA of Trichogramma pretiosum, 1695 nucleotides long. RefSeq names its product vicilin-like seed storage protein At2g18540. The record is from RefSeq and is a predicted model, not a curated record. NCBI's taxonomy places the organism in Eukaryota, Metazoa, Arthropoda, Insecta, Hymenoptera, Trichogrammatidae. Bases 1 to 1695 code for a protein of 564 amino acids. Gene Ontology annotation, molecular function: DNA binding. The transcript has 5 exons.
AUGAAGAAAACGACAACUUACUUCCCUGAUAGCACGGAAAGUUGCAGCAACGUUGCGGCAACCUGGUUUUUGGAACCUUGGAACUUUCCAUAUUUCGUGGUAGGAAUGUUGCCGCAACACGACAAGGAUUAUCUGGAUAAGUUGAAAAUCGAUUCCGAAGGCAAUGUAAUGGUUACGUCGAAAAAAACAGCACGCGGUUCAGCUUUGAAUGCACAGGCAGAGCUCAUUAAAGAAAAAUUUAAAAAACAAAAAAUGGAGCGAUCGAAUACUGUCACCUCGGAAAAUUUUAAAUUGGCUAAAAGCUCCUCGAUUUUCGAAAGAAAACGCCGAUUAGAUGAAGAUCAAUCUCACGAGGAAACAUUCAUGAAAUUGCGACGCGAAGAAGAGAAAGGUUGCGAUAUGAAGAAAAAAUACGAUAAGGAGAGGAGAGUCGAGGAAAAGAAUAGACGUGAAGGAGGAAAUUUGGCUGCUCAGAAAAGCAAACAGAAAAAUCUUGGAACGCAACAAAGGAAGAAAAAGAAAGGGCAAGAAGAAGAGAGAGAGGUCGAAGCACGGAAAAUCGAGAAGCAGAGACGACGAGAAGAAGAGAGAGAGCUUGAGGCGCGAAAAAUCGAGGAGGAGAGACAACGAGAAGAGAGAGAGCUCGAGGCGCGAAAAAUCGAGGAGGAAAGACAACGAGAGGAGAGAGAGCUCGAGGCGCGGAAAAUCGAAGAGGAGAGACAACGAGAAGAGAGAGAGCUCGAGGCGCGGAAAAUCGAGGAGGAGAGACAACGCGAAAAAGAGAAAGAACGCGAAAAAAACGAGCUUGCAACGAGGAAAAGCGAGGACGGCAGCAGCAGCGAAGAAAGUGAUUUGGGUAACUCAGAAAGCGGCGGAGACGCGAGUGAGUCCGAGGACGAGAGGCGCCGAGAAGAAGAGGAUGAAGAUGAAGAGCUCGAGGCACGAAAAAGGAAAGAGAGUAUCAGCAGCGAGGAAAGUGACCUGGGUAACGGAGAGAACGGCACAGACGCGAGUGAGUCCGAGGAGGAGAGGCGCCGAGAAGAAGAGGAUGGAGAUGAAAAGCUCGAGGCGCCAAAAAGGAAAGAGAGCAGCAGCAGCGAGGAGAGUAACCUCGGUUACGGAAAGAACGGCACAGACGCGAGUGAGUCCGAGGAGGAGAGGCAGCAGCUUACGGGAGGAAAGAGAAGACGCGAAGUAGAGAGACGACGCGAGCUAGAAAGGCAACGUGAAAUAGAGAGACGACAGGAAGCCGAACGUGAACGUGAAAUAGAGAGGCAACGUGACGCAGAACGUCAACAUGAAGAUCGAGAAGUGCGCAACCGACCUGGGGUUAGCAACGGUGUUCUCGACGAGGAUCCUCUCGUGGUUUGCCGCUCUCCUGGCAAUGGUAGAGUCCAGAUUUGCUCCGACUUUAAUGUCUGGAUCGACAAGGGCUUCCUCACUGUCAUGAAUAGGUGGUCGAGUGAUGCCAAGCAAAUGACGCGUCGGCUACUAAAGAAGCUUGUAGGCGAAGAAAACCUCAAAAACAUGUGUGCUCGUGGAAGAUCCGGCGCAGGAAAACCUGGUAUUCCAGAGGACAUCGUGUCAGCAGUUGAAUAUUACGUGAAUAAGAAGUGCCCAUCAGGGCUGGAGCCCUCUAAAUUCACAGCAGUGAUCAAUCUGAUGAUUGGUACCUUGAGACACCCUCGAACUUAA